This is a messenger RNA of Ricinus communis (castor bean), 4154 nucleotides long. RefSeq names its product nodal modulator 1. The transcript is spliced from 26 exons. Bases 222 to 3818 code for a protein of 1198 amino acids. The record is from RefSeq and is a predicted model, not a curated record. Gene Ontology annotation, molecular function: carbohydrate binding. NCBI's taxonomy places the organism in Eukaryota, Viridiplantae, Streptophyta, Magnoliopsida, Malpighiales, Euphorbiaceae. Gene Ontology annotation, cellular component: endoplasmic reticulum membrane.
UGAUUUGUUGUUGAAUAUUUCAUUGGAAAAAAAAUAAAAUUUCAAAGCAAGAGGAAAAAAUAAAAACGAAGAAAUCCUAUCUAAAACCAUAAACCCUCAUCUCUGGCAACGACAGUCUCAGCUAAAAAACAAUUCUACUAAAUUUCAUGUAUUUAAAUCUCAUGUGAAGUAGCAGAUCCAUCUUCUCACUACACUAGCGAAGCUACCAAUCACUACGAGCAAUGAAGAUCAGAGACGCUUUGCUAUACUUCUCGAUCCUACUCUACUCAUUUUCAUUUGCUUCCGCUGAUUCUAUCCAUGGUUGCGGCGGAUUCGUCGAGGCGAGUUCGUCGCUGAUCAAGUCGAGGAAGUCAACUGAUACAAAAUUGGAUUAUUCUGAUAUCACGGUUGAGCUUCGCACUGUAGAUGGAUUGGUAAAGGAAAGAACGCAGUGCGCUCCAAAUGGAUACUAUUUCAUUCCAGUAUAUGACAAGGGUUCAUUUGUAAUUAAAAUCAGUGGACCAGAAGGAUGGUCGUGGGACCCAGAAAGUGUUCCUGUUAUUGUUGAUGAUACUGGUUGCAAUCACAACGAAGAUAUUAACUUCCGAUUCACGGGGUUCACCUUAUCUGGUAGAGUUAUGGGAGCGGUUGGUGGAGAGAGCUGUUUAGUUAAAAGUGGCGGUCCUUCAAAUGUUAAUGUUGAACUGUUGUCUCCUAGCGAUGAUUUUAUAUCUUCUGUUUUAACAUCAGCAACUGGGAGUUACUCGUUCAACAAUAUUAUUCCAGGAAAGUACAAAAUCCGUGCAUCACAUCCUGAUCUAAAAGUUGAAGUUAAAGGCUCCACAGAGGUGCAUUUGGGGUUUGAAAAUGGCAUAGUUGAUGAUAUUUUCUUUGUCCCUGGAUAUGAUCUCCAUGGAUAUGUUGUUGCUCAGGGAAACCCAAUAUUAGGAGUGCACAUUUUUCUAUAUUCAGAGGAUGUUGUAGAACUAGAUUGUCCCCAAGGUUCUGGUGAUGCUACAGGACAAAGAAAUCCUCUUUGCCAUGCUAUAUCUGAUGCCGAUGGGAUGUUCUCAUUUAAAUCACUACCUUGCGGGCGUUAUGAACUUGUUCCUUAUUACAAGGGUGAGAAUACAUUAUUUGAUGUCUCACCUCCUCUUGUAUCAGUUUCUGUUGAGCAUCAGCAUGUGACAGUUCCCCAAAAGUUUCAGGUCACUGGAUUUUCUGUUGGAGGGCGAGUGGCUGAUGGGAAUGACAUGGGAGUAGAGGGUGUUAAAAUUAUUGUUGAUGGUCAUGAACGGUCUAUGACUGAUAAAGAAGGUUAUUACAAGCUUGACCAGGUUACAUCAAAUCAUUAUACAAUAGAGGCCAGGAAGGAGCAUUACAGGUUCAACAGCUUGAAGGAAUAUAUGGUUUUGCCAAACAUGGCUUCAGUGGCAGAUAUUAAGGCAAUCUCCUACGAUGUCUGUGGCGUGGUUAGGAUGGUUAAUUCUGGUUACAAAGCAAAGGUAACUUUGACUCAUGGGCCAGAAAAUGUUAAACCUCAAGCUAGACAGACAGAUGGAGAUGGAAAGUUCUGCUUUGAGGUCGCACCUGGUGAAUAUCGUUUAUCUGCUUUCGCUGCUACUCCUGAGAGUGCUCCUGGACUUCUCUUUUUACCACCUUAUGUUGAUCUUGUGGUUAAAAGCCCAUUGAUGAAUGUAGAAUUUUCUCAGGCCCUUGUCAAUGUGCUUGGCUCAGUAACUUGCAAGGAGAAAUGUGGUCCCUCUGUUUCUGUUACUCUAAUGAGAUUAGGUGGAAAACGUAAUGAAGAAAGGAAGUCCAUAACUUUGACAGAUGAGAGUGAUGAAUUUCUUUUUGCAAAUGUCUUACCAGGGAAAUACAGGAUUGAGGUCAAACAUAGUUCCCAUGGAGCCACACCCGACAAAGAUAAUUGGUGCUGGGAGCAGAGCUUCAUUGAUGUGGUUGUUGGUGCUGAGGAUGUUAAAGGAAAUUUAUUCGUUCAAAAAGGUUACUGGGUUAAUGUUGUUUCAACCCAUGAUAUAGAUGCUUACUUGACUCAGCUAGAUCAUUCAAUUAUUAAUUUGAAAAUUAAGAAAGGAUCCCAGCAUAUAUGUGUGGAAUCUCCUGGAGUACAUGAGCUCCACUUUAUUAACUCAUGUAUUUUGUUCGCUAGCUCGCCAAUGAAGAUUGACACAUCAAAUCCAUCGCCUGUCUAUCUAAGAGGAGAAAAGUAUCUUCUUAAAGGACAAAUCAAGGUUGAGUUGAGCUCAGCUGAUGGUUUAUAUGAGCCACCUAAUAAUUUCGUUGUGGAUAUUCUAAAUGGUGACAGCAGCGUGAUUGAUGGUGCGAGUGCUAACCUUGCAUCUGGUGCAAGUGAUCAUACAAGCACUGGUAUAUAUGAGUACUCUAUAUGGGCUAAUCUUGGAGAGAAACUCACCUUUGUACCUCGAGACUCUAGGGUUAAUGGGGAGAAGAGGAUCUUGUUUUACCCCAAAGAGCAUAAUGUCUUGGUUGCAAAUGAUGGUUGUCAAGCUUCAAUUCCUGUGUUUUCUGGUCGUCCUGGCUUGUAUAUAGAAGGAUCAGUUUCCCCUCCACUUUCUGGUGUUUAUAUUAAGAUUUCUGCUGCGGAAGAUAGCCAUGUUACACUACUCAAGAAAGAUGACUUGGCACUCGAGACAGUGACAGGGAUGGAUGGUUCUUUUGUUGGCGGACCUCUAUAUGAUGAUAUAUCUUAUAGUGUUGAGGCUUCAAAGCCUGGCUAUCAUCUUAAACGCAUGGGACCUCAUUCCUUUUCAUGCCAGAAGCUUGGCCAAAUUUCUAUACAUAUAUAUUCAAAGGAUGAUGCCAAUGAACCUAUUCCUUCUGUGCUAUUAUCAUUGAGUGGUGAUGAUGGAUAUAGGAACAACUCCGUAUCUGGAGCUGGUGGAACAUUCCUCUUUGAUAACUUAUUUCCUGGCACUUUCUAUCUCCGUCCUUUGCUAAAGGAAUAUGCUUUCUCACCUCCAGCACAGGCAAUAGAGCUUGGUUCAGGAGAUACUAGGGAAGUCACUUUCGAGGCCACUCGUGUUGCUUACAGUGCUACAGGUAUGAUCACUCUUUUGUCUGGUCAACCAAAAGAAGGUGUCUCAGUUGAAGCUCGGUCAGAGUCGAAAGGCUACUAUGAGGAGACAGUAACUGAUUCAUCUGGAAAUUAUAGACUGAGAGGACUUGUUCCUGACACAACGUAUGUGAUUAAAGUAGUUGAAAAGCAUGGCUUGGGUUCUGCAUUUGAACGCGCAUCUCCAGAAUCUUAUACUGUUAAGGUUGGACACGGGGACAUCAAGGCAUUGGAUUUUGUUGUCUUUGAACAGCUAGAGAUGACCAUUUUAAGUUGCAAUGUUGAAGGGAAAAGGACAGAGGAAUUUCAUUCACAUCUGUUGGUAGAGAUCAAGUCAGCUAGUGAUACAUCUAAAAUUGAAUCCGUCUUCCCUUUGCCACUUUCCAACUUCUUCCAGGUGAAGAACCUGCCCAAGGGUAAACACCUCCUGCAGCUUAGAUCAAGUCUCCAAUCAAGCACCCUCAAAUUUGAGUCUGAUAUUAUUGAGGUUGACCUGGAGAAGACUGCCCAAAUACAUGUGGGCCCACUUAGAUACAAUUUUGAGGAGGACCACCAAAAACAGGAGUUGACUGUGGCACCUGUGCUCCCUCUUGUUGUUGGGGUUUCAGUAAUAGCCCUUUUCAUUAGCAUGCCUAGAUUAAAGGAUCUGUAUCAGUCCACUACAGGGAUACCAACACCAGGAUUUGUGACAACGGCCAAAAAGGAAACUCGAAAGCCAGUUGUGAGAAAAAAGACAUACUGAAGAUCUCUUUCACUUCUGCGGAACACUCUUGCUCUUGGCACUUAUAUAUGACUUGGCGUUCCAUUUUCAAGUUUUGGCCUUCGACAUAGUUAACUUACAUGAGAGCAUUGGCAACUUUUUAUACUGACUCGAGCUUCUUUUAUCCAAGCUGUCGCUGUUUCUUGUUCUAAAUUUUGAUUUUUAUUUAGUUAGGAGACGAGGAGUUGAAUUCAUAACUUCUUGAAAACUGAAGAAAUAUGUGGCGACCAAUUAAUCUGUCUUCGCCACUCCCAACUCUUCUAAUUUGUACAAGUAAAUCCAGUUGGUAGAAAUAACGUCGCAUUCUUCCGCCUCUUA